GCAAAUGGAAAACUUCCUGGACGAGUUUCUCUCGACGGCGGCGCCGACGGAGGCUCAGCGAGUGAUGGAGAAGGAGGCGCUCCAGGAACUGGAACUUUUUCUUUUAUAGCUGCUAGACGUGGGAUUGCCGUGCAGGACCCCUUUGGAUGGAACAGGUGGCGUUCACUUGUAAUUAGAGGGCGUCAAAUUCCCGGAGGAAGACGGCGGAGGAGCGGACGACGGUCAUGCCGGUGGCCCAGUGCGACCUGUUGCCGGAAGGCGAGGCCGAAGAGGGCGACCUGACGGCGGCCACGCUGUGCGGCAGCCCCGCCGCGGACGUGCUCAAGAAGUUCUACCACACCAAGCGGGUCGGCAACUACCUGAUCGGGAGGAAGCUGGGCGAGGGCUCCUUCGCCAAAGUCAGGGAGGGGCUGCACGCCCUCACCGGGGAAAAGGUGGCGGUGAAGGUGAUCGACAAGCGCAAGGCCAAGAAGGACUCGUACGUGACCAAGAACCUGCGGCGCGAGGGCCACAUCCAGCAGAUGAUCCGCCACCCCAACAUCACGCAGCUGCUGGACAUCCUGGAGACGGAGAACAGCUACUACCUGGUGAUGGAGUUGUGCCCCGGCGGCAACCUCAUGAACCGCAUCUACGACAGGAAGCGGCUGGACGAGCGCCAGACGCAGAAGUUCAUCCGCCAGCUGGUGCUCGCCGUCGAGCACCUGCACAGGGCCGGCGUCGUGCACAGAGACCUCAAGAUCGAAAACCUUCUGUUAGAUGAGCAGGACAACAUCAAGCUCAUCGAUUUUGGCCUGAGCAACUGCGCCGGCAUCCUGGGUUACUCGGACCCCUUCAGCACCCAGUGCGGGAGUCCGGCCUACGCUGCCCCGGAACUGCUCUCCAGGAAGAAGUACGGACCCAAAGUGGACGUCUGGUCCAUCGGCGUCAACAUGUACGCCAUGCUGACGGGCACGCUGCCCUUCACCGUGGAGCCCUUCAGCCUGCGGGCGCUGCACCAGAAGAUGGUGGACAAGGAGAUGAACCCGCUGCCGCCCUCGCUGUCCACAGCCGCCAUCUGCCUUCUGAAGAAGCUCCUGGAGCCCGACCCCAACAAGCGGCCCAACAUCCACCAGGUGAUGGCCGACUCGUGGCUGCAGCUGGCCAACAGGAACACGGGGGCGCCCUACCUCAACAGGAUCCACAUCGAGGAGAUCAACCACACAGUCCUGCUGCACAUGACCGAGAAGAUGGCCUACAAGCACAGUGAAGUCCUCAGCGCCGUACUCACCAACCACGCCUGCCACACGCUGGCCGUCUACUUCCUGCUCAACAAGAAAAUGAAGAGGCUCUCCAAAGAGUACCGGGAGAUGCAGUUCCAGGAGAAGACCAAGAAGGGCGACAAGCCCAAGAACGAGUACUUCCAGACGCAGUGGCGCAAGCACGUGGACAAGCUGACCAUCCCGCCCAAACAGGCGCCCGUCUACCUGGCCGUGAGCAAAGGGCCCAGCAAGGACAAGAAGCACCGCACCGGACUGCUCCGUGCUAUAACCGGGGGCCAUCGCAACUCCCCGCUGGCGCCGCCGGGCACGGUGGCGUCGUCGUCCAUGGAGUACCUGGAGAUCCAGCCUCUCUUCUCGUCCCACACGCCCCAGCAGCGCCGCCGCUUGGCCACCAUGCCGCCGGUCAACAACAGCGGCAGCCCCGAGCACGGCGUGCCCGCCCCGCCCGCGCCCUCCCCCAUCGGCAUGCACUCGUUCGGCUCGCUCUCCAAGGCCGAGCGGCUGGACGACACGCCCGCCUCGCCUUGGUACAAGCUGACUAACGGGACGCUGUCGCCGCCCCGCCACGUCUCCGCCUUCCAGCCCGACUCUUCCUACCUGAAGAAGGCCACCGUCCCGAGUCCCCCCGUGCUCAUCGUUCACCCGCAGCCCAAGAAGAGCGUCUCCGUCGACUGGGGCGGCGGUUUCUCCUCGGACACCGGCAGCGGCCCGCCCAGCGCGGCGGGGAGCCCGCCCGGCGGCUCGGCCUUCAGCCCGCCCAAGUCGGCUUUCAGCCCGCUCAAUCCGCUGUCCGCCUUCAGCCCCCCGUCCAAUCCCGGCGGCGGCGGUAGCGGCGGCGGCAGCAGCGAUCCCGACAGCCCCACGCAGCGCGCCAAGUUCCCCUGCGUGGGCGUCGGCCUGGCGUUCAAGAAGAAAGUCCAGUUGCAGCCCUUCAGCUUCCGACCCGAGCAAGUGGUGGAGGAGGUGGUGUCCCCGCCCCCCUACCCCAUGCAGACUCUGCUGUGUGCGUCGGGGGCGCUCAAGACCCUCUGCUGA
Molecule: messenger RNA, 2294 nt
Organism: Syngnathoides biaculeatus (alligator pipefish)
Lineage: Eukaryota; Metazoa; Chordata; Actinopteri; Syngnathiformes; Syngnathidae
Gene: hunk
Product: hormonally up-regulated Neu-associated kinase
Exons: 10
Coding region: 225-2294 (689 amino acids)
Biological process (GO): protein phosphorylation; intracellular signal transduction
Cellular component (GO): cytoplasm
Molecular function (GO): ATP binding; protein serine/threonine kinase activity
Source: RefSeq, a predicted model, not a curated record